This is a messenger RNA of Auxenochlorella protothecoides, 1569 nucleotides long. RefSeq names its product Bifunctional 3-dehydroquinate dehydratase/shikimate dehydrogenase, chloroplastic. Lineage: Eukaryota; Viridiplantae; Chlorophyta; Trebouxiophyceae; Chlorellales; Chlorellaceae. Bases 1 to 1569 code for a protein of 522 amino acids. The transcript has 8 exons. Gene Ontology annotation, biological process: chorismate biosynthetic process; shikimate metabolic process. The record is from RefSeq and is a predicted model, not a curated record. Gene Ontology annotation, molecular function: shikimate 3-dehydrogenase (NADP+) activity; 3-dehydroquinate dehydratase activity.
AUGCUGCUGGGGGCCAGAGAAGCUCAGGCAGAAGGUGCAGACCUGGUGGAGAUCAGGCUGGAUGCCCUCACCGCCUUUGAUCCCGCGAACGACAUCCCCCGCAUCAUCGCCGAGUCCCCGCUGCCCAUCAUCAUCACCCUGAGGCCCACCUGGGAAGGAGGGAAGAGCGAGCUGCCAGAGCCACGGCGACUGGCUGCCCUCAAGUAUGCCGCCAUUCUGGGGGCGGCGUUCGUCGACGUGGAGUUCAAGGUGGCGUCUUACUUCUUUGAAAACUUUGGCGAGGUGGGCCCGGGUACCCGCUUCAUCGUGUCCUCCCACAACUUCACCGCCACCCCGCCCCUGUCGGAGCUGGAGGAGCACGUGGCGCUGUGCCGGGGUCUGCAGGCCCCCGCCCCCCUGGUCGUCAAGCUGGUGACCACCGCACUCGACGCCGCGGAUGCGAUGACCAUGCUGGGCCUGCUGCGCGCCACCACUGCAGCCGGGCAGCCCAUGAUAGGACUGGCCAUGGGAGAGGCGGGGGUUCCCACUCGCCUGCUGGCAGGCCAGGCUGGCGCCUUGCUUUCUUUCGCCACCCUGGAUGACGGCAAGGCCAGCGCCCCAGGGCAGCCCUUUGUCUCGGCGCUGCUGCGGCGCUACCGCCUCAGGGAGCAGCGGCCGGGGAAGACGCGCGUGUGGGGCGUGGUGGGGCGCCCCGUCGGCCACAGCAAGGGGCCUCUGAUCCACAAUGCCAUGCUCAAAGCCGCCAAUAUCGACGGCGUCUACGUGCCCUUCCUCGUGAAUGACCUGCCCCGCUUCCUCAAGGCCGCCGCUGCGAGUGGGAUGGACCUCGGUGGGCUCAGUGUCACCAUUCCCCAUAAGGAAGCCGCCCUGCAAGCCGCAGACGAGGCGGAUGGCCUGGCGGCCGGCAUCGGGGCCGCAAACACUCUGGUGUGGGCGGGCCCCCGCAUGACCCAGGGGUGCAGGGCCUACAACACCGACGCGUUGGCGGCCCUGCACGCCAUCGAGGACGGGCUGCGGCGAGGAAAGGAGCGCGGGGCGGGGCCGCAGAAUGCUGAUAGUGACAGAGCUCAGGCGUCGCCGCUGCGCGGUAAGAAAAUCGUGGUGCUGGGUGCGGGCGGCGCGGGCCGGGCGCUGGCCUUUGCCGCCGCGCGGGCCGGCGCCGCCGUGGUCAUCGCGAACCGAACGCUCACGCGUGCCGACGAGCUGGCCGCCAGCGUGCGCACCGCCGUCCCCGGCGCCAGCGUCCAGGCGGUGCGGCUGGACGGCGUGCGGAGCGGGGAGCUGGGCGGCGACGUCCUGGCCAACACCACCCAGAUUGGCAUGCACCCCAAGGUGGACGAGAGCCCCGUGCCGGCAAGUGCACUGCGGCGGUACACGCUGGUCUUCGACGCCGUGUACACCCCGCUGCAUACCCGUCUCCUCACCGAGGCCAAGGAGGCGGGGUGCACGGUGGUCACAGGCGACUCCAUGUUCCUGGGCCAGGCCGCCGAACAGUUCAAGCUGUUCACUGGCCGGGGUGCGGACCUGGGUGUCAUGCAGGCAGCCUUGGACCGGCCACUGCAGCACUAG